Notolabrus celidotus (New Zealand spotty) is the source of this 3165-nucleotide messenger RNA. RefSeq names its product membrane protein, palmitoylated 5b (MAGUK p55 subfamily member 5) (gene pals1b). The record is from RefSeq and is a predicted model, not a curated record. NCBI's taxonomy places the organism in Eukaryota, Metazoa, Chordata, Actinopteri, Labriformes, Labridae. Gene Ontology annotation, biological process: generation of neurons; protein localization to plasma membrane; morphogenesis of an epithelial sheet. Gene Ontology annotation, cellular component: adherens junction; plasma membrane. Gene Ontology annotation, molecular function: protein binding. Bases 370 to 2319 code for a protein of 649 amino acids. The transcript is spliced from 14 exons.
CAGGGAGACGACUCAAAACACCAGGCUCAGCCAGACUCUCAGUCAUGGCCUCAAGAGUCCCGAGUGAGCCUGGACUAAAACUCUGCGGCGGCUGAGUCCCACGAAGACAGAAGACAGAUCUUACAGCUCCCAUUUCGAGUUAAACACACAUUUCCAGUGUGUGGGAUUAUAAAGGAGUAUCCUCUUCUAACCCAAACCCUUUCAGCCUGCUCUCUUUAAAGAGGAAGACCAAUGACAGAACAAGCUUCACAACUACAUCUUCGGUUGGUGCACCAUGGCUUCUGACUCUAGCAGUGUCAGCAUCAGUGCAUCGUAACACUUUGGCAGAUCUCAGUAAACACUGUGCAGGUUCGAUCUACUGCUGCAGGGAUGAUCACGUCUCAUAUGAACGGUUUUGUGCAAGAGGGCUCCGGUCAGGCCAAGAACCACAGAGAGAGGGCUGUGGAUUGUCCAGGGGAGGACGGAAACCCGGUCAAAGCUUCACACUGUGGCUCCAAAAUGGAGAGGAUCCAGCAGUACCAGGAGGAGCUGAGGAAGAGGAGAGAGGAGGACAGCAGGGGGAAGCACGACAUUGACCCCAACGCUUCGCUCAGGCUCAAGAAGCUGUCGCAAAACCCCAAGGCGGGGAUUGAUAAUCCCACCUUCGAGGAAAAGGAAAAGACCAAAGAGAUAUGUUCCCAGGAUCCUGUAGCCGACCUGGUGGAGCUACUGCAGGCUCUGAAGUGGGCCUCGCACAUACUGUCUGAUACGCAGAGCCAGCAGGACGUGGACCUGUUAAUGCGGUUUGUUGCCAAGGAGGACUUCAGGAGUGCCUACUCCCUGUACUGCGCUGUAUCCCAGCAGAUGAGCAGAGUCAGCCCCAACUCACCACUCACGGCACAGGCAGAGGAUCUCUGCCAGGAGGUCCAGAGGAUUCUGCAGUCCAGCCAACAGAAGGAGGGCCUGGAGCUCCAGGCUCUGCUCACCAAUCCUCAUCUUCAGGCACUGAUGCAGGCUCAUGACAUUGUGGCGGUGCAGGAAAUGGGAGAAGACAAUGUGACCCAGUACCUUGGCGAGACGGUGAAACUUGUACGGCUGGAAAAGUCUCGUGACACUCCACUGGGUGCGACGGUACGUAACGAUAUGGACAGUGUGGUGGUGAGUCGAGUGGUGAAAGGAGGAGCGGCAGAGAGUAGCGGCCUACUCAGCGAGGGAGACGAGAUCCUGGAGAUCAACGGGAUUUCAAUCAGAGGGAAACACAUCAAUGAUGUCCACGACUUACUGCAACAAAUGCACGGCACUCUGACCUUCCUCCUCAUCCCGAGCUCUCAGAUUAAACCUGCCCCUCACAGACAGACUGUGAUCCAUGUGCGUGCUUACUUUGACUACGACCCCUCUGAUGACCCCUUCGUGCCGUGUCGAGAGCUCGGCCUCUCCUUCCAUAAGGGAGACAUCCUCCACGUCAUCAGCCAGGACGACCCUAACUGGUGGCAGGCUUACAGAGAUGGAGACGAGGAAAACCAGCUUCUAGCUGGACUUAUACCAGGAAAAAGCUUUCAGCAGCAGAGAGAGUCCUUGAAGAAAACCAUCACAGACAGGAGUCGAGAGCACCAAGGGAAGCACUGGUAUGGAAAGAAAAGCAAGAAGCAGAGGAAGAAGAGCACAGCUACUCUGAGCAGAAAUACUGAGUAUGAUGACAUCCUGACCUACGAGGAGAUGUCGCUCUACCACCAACCGGCCAAUCGUAAACGGCCCAUUGCUCUGAUUGGUCCCACAAACAGCGGCCAUGAUGAGCUGCGUCGGAGACUUCUGUCCAUUGAGCCUGAAAAGUUUGCUGUUGCUGUUCCACACACGACCAGAAACCCGAGGAUACACGAGCGGAAAGGGCGAGAGUACCACUUUGUGAGCCGGCCUGGCUUCGAAGCCGACCUGGGGACGGGGAAGUUCAUUGAGUCUGGGGAGUAUGAGAAGAACUUGUACGGCACCAGCACCGACUCAGUUCGACACAUCGUCAACUCGGGACGCAUCUGCUUGCUCUGUCUCCACACCAGGUCACUGCGAGUGCUGAGGUCCUCCAAUCUCAAGCCCUAUGUCAUCUUCAUCGCUCCUCCUUCUCAGGAACGACUACGCACCCUGCUGGCCACAGAAGGGAAAACACCAAAGCCUGAAGAUCUGAAGGAGGUCACCGAAAAGGCCCGUGAGAUGGAGCACAACUUCGGCCACUACUUCGAUGCAACCAUCGUGAAUGCCGAGCCGGACCAAGCUUUCCACGAGCUGCGCAGGCUGAUAGACAAGCUGGACACUGAGCCACAGUGGGUGCCCACCUCCUGGCUGUGUUAGAGGUCACAGGAUCUCUCUGCAGGGAGAGACUCAGGGAGGGAGGGAGAGGAGGUGAAAACAGGAGAAAAAGCAACAGUGACUGUUGCUGCAGACUGAAAAGUGAAAAUGAAGGCUGGACAUUGCUGAUGGUCACUGAAUCUCACUUGCACAUUGUCCGUGUUUACAGAAGAGCUGCAGGGAUGGACUCCUCUUGCAUUUCUGUUUGUGUCUGUGUCAUUGUGGGUCUUUUUAUUUGUUUGUUUUGUUUCAUGAAGGUUCUUGUCGAUUUCAGUUAUAUGCAAAGUCAUUUAUCAGACAAAUAGAAACAUUUCUAUUCUCUUACUAGUUAUUUAUAAUUGUAAAUAUAUAUUUUCUAGCUGAAAUGGUCAAAUAUUUUAUUAUUACAUUUUGUUUGUGCGAUAUAAACAACAGUAAACUCACUUGGGUGGGUGAUGUCACGGAUAUGAAACGGUUUACUGCUUUAAACUGUCCAGGUACCAAACAGAAGAGAGGCACCUUACUUACAGUAGCUGCAGAUCAAUGUCUUCCUGUCAAAACCACAUAAGUAGAAACUGCUGUAUCCUCUACACCAGCAUCAGUAUUAUUAUAUGUUGUCUUAUAUUCACUGUCAUAACAAACCUCAAUCCUAAGGUAUUCUUUUCUAGCAGGUUAGCAUCAGUUUACCAUGCUGCAAAGUACUCCUGAGUUUUUUGUUUGUUUUUUACCAGACUUGUACCAAAAAAGCAUCUUAUACUUUAGUGUUUAUCUGACAAAUACAGUGUUACUUCUUUCCAGGGUACUUAUGAAACACAAGCAAAAAAUAAGUGUGAAUAAAAUCAGAUACGUAUGUGAACAAGUGAUGUCAAA